This is a messenger RNA of Nomia melanderi (Alkali bee), 1258 nucleotides long. It is a transcript of the gene Nelf-E, whose product is annotated as negative elongation factor E. Lineage: Eukaryota; Metazoa; Arthropoda; Insecta; Hymenoptera; Halictidae. Gene Ontology annotation, cellular component: NELF complex. Gene Ontology annotation, biological process: negative regulation of transcription elongation by RNA polymerase II. Gene Ontology annotation, molecular function: RNA binding. The record is from RefSeq and is a predicted model, not a curated record.
GUAUAGAUUUAACCGACGAGAAACAGGAUAGACUGAACACACAGCUUAAGAUAUGUAGAUACGUAUCUUAAAUUUGUGACUUAAGUUUAUGAUUUUUAACAGUGUCGGUACUUCAGAACAUUAGGCAGAAAAUUACAAUGUGUGCAAUGUCUGUGCAGAUCGUAAGUCUAUGGUGUACAUAAAAACAAGUGUCCAAGGGGACUAGGUUUUACGUAAACGAAUACGUAAACAGAAACAUCGAAUGUUUCCGCAGAAAAAUUGUGUAGGGAGAAAGAAGUUUAUAUUUGAUUACAUUACAUGCAAAAUAUGGUAUACUUACACUUUCCGUCAAAUUUAACGGAGGAGGAGUUAAUGUUACAAGCAAAGUACAAUAAACUUAAAAGAAAGAAAAAAGCAUUGCAAGAUUUGAAAGCACCAAAACAAGAAAUUGAACGUGUACCACAAGCCCCAAAACGACCAACGGAAGCAAGAGAUGCCAGGGAAGUUGCUAAAAAGUUAAUAAAGUCUGGAGUAAUCACAGCUCCAAAGACUCCUAAAAGACCAGAGCAAUCAUUUAAAAGACCACGUGGUUUAGUCAGAAAAUUAAAUAGUACAGAAAAGACAGUUAGUUCCUAUCAACCAUUCUCAGCAACUCAAAUGGAAGAAGAGGAAACAGAAGCUGUACGACCAAGAGUUAAAGAUUUGUAUGAUAGUUUUGUGAGUGCACAGGAUACAGAGGAUCGUACAAGUGGUGAUGCACAAUCACCAUUGAAACAAGAAACAAAACCACGCGCUGGGAACACAAUAUUUGUUUGCGGCUAUAAAAUAUCAGAGGAUUUUUUGAAGAAACAUUUUCAAACAUUUGGAAAUAUAAUCAAUAUUUCAAUGGAAGCAGAGAAAAAUAGAGGAUUUGUUACAUUUGAAAAAUCAGAAGCAGCAGAGAGGGCAAUUAGUGAAAUGGAUGGUAGUAUGGUAUCCUCUAUUCAGUUAAAAGUAUCUUUAGCACGAAGACAACCUAUAAUAGAACCUAUGAAUGAUGUUACAUCCAGCUCAAUGUGGUCACCUAUCGCAGCCAAUUACUCGCAAAAGAGUGCGCACAAAGAUAGGAGAGACUUAAAAGUGUAUGAGGAAGAUCUUUUUAUGUGAAUAUAAUAUUUUUUUAUUCUUGUACUCUCUUUUCGAAAGAUACUGUUGUGCAAUUGCAAUAUUGAAAAUUUCUUUCAAAGUGAAUUGUAAUCUGUAAUAUUUAUAAGAUUUCAAAAAAAUAUGAUUUUCUGUU